UGGCAGGGCCAUCCGUACAAUUGGUGAGCUAAGGCGGUUCACCACGCAAUCAGCCCAGUCAAUUCUCAAGGAUGAGCUACCUCAGCGCAAACUGUCACCCUUGCAUAAGCUGUACCCUAACAGAUAUUGACUUAUGAAAUUGCUACUCUACUCUCAUUCCGAUCUACCUGAUGGAAGUUUUAUUUCAGAUACCAAGGCAUGGAGGGAAUGUUAGGGGCCUAAGAUGCCAUAAAGGUAGUAUGUCUCCCGCUUCUUUAUGAGGCCCCGGAGAGAGUACAACCCAAUAUUGAUCUAUGAAAAGUUACUUUACGCUGGAUACCAAGACCGCGAGGCUCGCUUCUGGACAAGGGAAAUUAAGCCAACUGUCUAAAAAGAUACAUCCAGCACAUCGAUAAUUAGUCAUCUCAGGUUUGAAGAUGAACGGGUGCGAUGUACGAUACAUAAGCUGGACAAGGAAGAUAAUUGGCAUCCCAUCCUGUUCCAAUCCCGCCGCCUGAAGUCACCGGGGCCACAAAAUAGAUUUGGAUAGCCAUCAGAGAUAUCUCCAUUCGAUAUCGCAAACUAUACCCUGCAAGUAGUGAGGAAUCAACUCCAACUCACGAGGUUAAGAACUAGGAACUUCGGAAUCUGGUGUUCAAGUUCAGAACCAAGUGUCAACAAUAUUGGACCACCGAACUGGAAUGCCUCGGCCUGGUGAGGGCCUCAAUCCACUGUCCUCAAUACUUUGAUAACAACCCUUUCACUGUGAUCACAGAUCGUUGUUUCUUGAUCAAUGGCGUGGAAUCAAAAGGGACCACUCACAGGAAUAAUUGAUUAAAUAACUGGGGCUUAUUCCUUGGGCAACUCGUGGGCCGUAUGAUCAUUAAUUACAAGAAGGGUACGCAACACAUCAAUGCCGACACCCUAUCCAGGCUUGAAAUGGCGUCCGCGGUGACCUACCCUAUGUCCGACUUCUAGCUAGUUAACAAAUACCACACUCGUCUGGUGGCUGAGUCACUGCUUCUCGUGCCGCAGCCGUUUUUGGCUGCGGUGCCUGAUUCUAGUGGCUCUACAAGCAUACUUCAACAGGAGCAGACUGUCUAUAUCUUCAUCGUUUGUGUUCAGAUAACGGUGUCGAUACCUCAUCAGUAUUUCGGCUCCCUACCUCACGGCGCCGAUUUUAACACCACAAGCUCCUAUCAGGGAAAAAUGCGAGCCCCAAAUAACAAUUGCGAAAAUUGAUUUGUAUCAUACUUCUCCUACCCCUAAUUUCAAACAGCGGCACACUGACUAUCAAUAACCUCUCUCACUCUUUAACGACAACUUUUUCCUCGAGUUCAUGAAAGCCCUGAACCAUUCUCGGAACGUAUCAAUGAAAAGAUAUUUCAAGGUUCCAAAACUUGGAAGAAUCCGGCUUUGCGUGUCUAUUUUAUAGGCUCAGACCAAUUGGCCAGACUGCGGAAACCGUUAUUCAAGCGCCUGUGGUGAACAAGACGUGUUUUCCCAAUGACACAAUGUCUGUAAGAUAGUACAUGCCGACGGCCUUUACAUCCUCGCCGCAGAAAAAGAAAACCGCCAUUCCAAUCUUACUCCGGUUUCUCUUGUUAUUUGGAGCCUCUAAUGUUAGAGCUCAUUACCCACUAAAUCACCAUUUAUUUCAGACACUUAAUAUCCGUUACUGGAAGGGUCGUCCUUACAGGGAUGUCUAUCGAGUCCACAAACCUUUUUUAGCUUCAAUUUUAGUCAUUUAGAACUAAUAAAAUAUUGAUCACAGCCGACAAGAUACCCCCAUCCUUGAACUUGGACAUUCGAGAAGAAAUUUGCAUACAUUCCCUUGGGGAAUGAACGAGCAAAUCCUACCCAAAAUGGCCCUAUUCUCCUAUUCAUCUAGUCAGAGAUCUCUAUUACACUGAUUGUUUAGCAUUCAUCUGUCACUGCUUCUUUUACAAAUCAAUUCUCUUCUCCCAUUGUGUCAAUUGCUUGGAGAUGCCUUUCGGAGUGGGUGGCUUUGAUGCGCGCCUGGCCGCGCCACAACAUACCAUACCUCACACCUCCCACAGUCAAAGGCCUAAGAGCAAAUGCUAGUACCUUUGAGAUCACAGGCUUAGUUUAAUCUAACUUGUCAAUCCUGGAAGGUCUCCUGCGAUUAUUGCCCCUGAAGAUCCUGAAGGUACACGUAAGGCGAAGAGGGGUGGCCACUCAUCGUGUCAUCUGGAAAAAUUUGAGUUUGACCUUUAGUGGUCAUUGAAUGUUACUGGCAAUCGACCGAUUAACUAACGACUCUCUUCACUGAAGACCUGUAUACUACGGGAGAGCCCUCAAAAUGGAUGAUAGGGAACUUCCGCAAAGGUCAUGUUCUUUGCUUCACAGCCGUCAGGAGAGUUCGAAGCGUUGAAAUCCGCACAGUGGCCACCGCAGCUAUCACCAAGGACGCAAAGUGCAGGAGUCACUGGGCAAUCAAGCACCCGAAAGUACGUACUUGGACACCACUUUUCCUUUGUUAACGCGCAUAAUAUUAUUUCCUCCAUUAUUAAAUUCCCUAACUUCCUAAGAGAAUUCAUAGCCUAUGUGGAUGGUAGUAAAGAAUGUAUGGGAGCUGCAAUUCAUCAGAAGGAUCAUCCAGGAAAAGAACGCCCUGUUGUUUUUCUUUCCCUCACUCUAAAAGGUGGUGUAAAAAAAAAAAAAAAAAAAAAGGAUCAACUGAAUUAAAGACAGCAGCCUUAGUCUGUGGAGUGCGAUAGACAUGAAAACAGGCGAAGUCUGGAUCAGGUAUAAUAUUAUGCGCGUUUACAAAGGAGAAGUGGUGUCCGAGAUCGGCUACUCGUUUUUUGAAUCGGAGAAUUCCUCCGAGUUUGCUAUCACCUCUAACCUAUCACCACUGAAGGAAUUUUGAUGGAAUUAAGUUUUUUAUGUUCUAUAUAUCUCCGUCACUCCAUCCAAAGACUUCAUCAGUGAUACGUGAGAAGAGCAGGUCUAAAAACGCAUCAUUUCAAGUCUAUACAACUCCCGACACUCGUGAACGGCAAUUCAAUGACAGAUGACGCACUUUUGAAGAAUUAUCUGCAUAUUCCACUCUUUCAAAACUAGGAGUUGCGAACUUGUGCGGAAUGUGAUCGGAUGCUACAUACACGGAUACGUUGCUAAUCUGAAAGAAAUGGAAGCUAGACAAUCUAGCAGCCCUGGAGGACCCAAACCAAACAUGAAGCUAAGAAGCUUCGUAUUUUGCACAGUUCUAAUAAAAUUAUGCAGAAAACUUUCAACUCUGACAGGACACUCUGGUUAACAAGGAAUAUAUUCAGCAGUGUCUCACCCAGAUGAUAUCAUCAAAGGAUGAUGUGAAUCCCUCACACUCAGCUUUACAGUCUGUUAACUCGUUGCUCAUGAAGAUACCUUGAUCCAGAAGCUGGCCCUUCGACUGAAUCCUGGAAAGAGGCCUGAAUAUACUCCCACAGGGUGCCUAGGGGGAGUAGCAAGCCAAUCCUUUGUGACAAACCUGGUUGAAAGGUUCAGAAACAGGUAUCCCAAGCUUUUUUGGCGACAAUAUACGCUCAAUAUUAUUUCUUCUUCAAGGCGUCCACCAAUUUAUAUGUUCAAAUAAAUGCCAUAAUGAUAUCUUCAUCAAAGAGGGGAAAAGAGGAGUGAGUUUGAAAGAAGGAACCCGAAGGUUUUCCAAUAUGCACCCAUGAAUACCAAGAUAACGGAAUUAUGAAAGACUGGAAACCCCAAAUCAAAGGACCAGUACGGAAUACCCAGGGAGAUCUUAAGUGCAAUAAUGGUGACAAGCAUUUUGCAUGCUCGCGCUAGGUGGCCAAAAACCUGCAAUGUUAUCGAAGAUAAACUCGGAGAAGUACCCUGGGCUGAGUUACUCUGAUUAUAGAAUCCGUCAAGACAGCUGUGUCCAGACAAGCAGGAGAAAGUCUCGGAUGUCAUAGAUACAUCAGAGAGAUUUGCUAAUGAGGUGAUGAUGAUCACUGCUCGGUCCCAGUUCCAUCGCAUGAAAGAUUUUUGUUUUCCUCGUCUGUAGGACACCGGGGCAAAAGAGCUCAAUCACCACCAGACUAACUGGUAGGUAGGGGCUCGACAUCAUCAAGAAUAUAUGAUGAUUUACGUCCACUACGCAGAGAGCCGAUCCAUUUUGUUGACAAUUGUAAUUGAUGGCCAAAGAGAGAUAGAUGGGCAGCAUACACAAUACAAAACAACGCUUUACUUAUGGUGGCCGGUGCAAUUCCACGACUCCCCCAACAGCAGAGCCGCUGGACUCUACUCUUGACACCUAGUUACCUCCCGCGAAUGACGAUUCGUUAUCGGAACGGGACAUGCCACAACAUCAGGGACGCCCUUUCGUGCUUGCACAACCUAGAGGAUGAUUCGGAGGAGAUUCCCUCAGACAAGCGAGGGAAUGUAUCUCAAGUCCCCAUCCAAGUUGGCAGGCAAUCGGAUAAGAAGACUGGCGUAUUUGUAACAUCUGCUUCUGAUAUUGGCAUAGCACUUUCGGACGAAAUCAAAAACCAGUUGUGCUCGGAGCUGCCGCCGGACCCCGCCGUACGGAAGAUCUUCCUAAGGUUGCUCAGGGCCGGUGAAGACUAUCUGUUUAAAAUAAAGGAUGGUCUUUUUUUAUUUCGCGGGCAGUCGACUCUGCGUUACGAGGGCGUUAGACAAGGACAAUGA
Blastomyces gilchristii SLH14081 is the source of this 4647-nucleotide messenger RNA. RefSeq lists its product as uncharacterized. NCBI's taxonomy places the organism in Eukaryota, Fungi, Ascomycota, Eurotiomycetes, Onygenales, Ajellomycetaceae. The transcript has a single exon. The record is from RefSeq and is a predicted model, not a curated record. The coding region runs from base 4189 to 4647 and encodes 152 amino acids.